Messenger RNA from Doryrhamphus excisus (bluestripe pipefish), 10421 nucleotides. Lineage: Eukaryota; Metazoa; Chordata; Actinopteri; Syngnathiformes; Syngnathidae. The record is from RefSeq and is a predicted model, not a curated record.
UUUAUUUUGGUUAUAUCAAAAUUACUAAAUUAAACCAAAAUCACAAAAUUAUACAAGGAUUUUGAAAAAUGGCAAGUUGGCAACCCUAAACCUAACCCUGUCUUUCCGAGUGUGGGUUUAUUUAUAUACAUAACGUUUCUGCUACUUUCAAAUCCUUUUCAAGCCCGUCGUCAAUGUAGAUGCCUAUUUUAUUACCUGAACAAUUCACAGUCAUCAAAUGGUCUGAUCCGUCAGGCUCCCAUGACGUACAAAUGGAUGUGCUGUGGUCAUUGCAGAAGGAGUCCAGCUCCCAGACAGCCAUUCCACUGGGUAGAAAAUGCCAUGCUGUUGAAAUAAGACUUCCACAGUCCAGCUGGAUGCAGAGCUGAGCCAAGUGUUCUGUUCUCCAUUGCCGCCAUUUAUCUGCCAUUGGCCUCCACUCUCCAGCAUCCUUUCCCUCCACGAUACCAGCACAUCUGUUGUCUCCUCCCACCAGUUGGAAAGCCUGCUCAACUGAACCCAAACAGUCAGUGACAUGACAAUUUGGCAAUUCACACACAUAAAAACACCUUUUAUGCACACGGUGGCUGAUCAGAAGCCUGAAAAAGUAAAUUAACGCGUAUUAAAGCAAAUAUUACAUAUUUUCUGGAUAAAAGCAAAUUAGCACAAAAAUGGUGAAAUAUGGUAACACAAAUAAGCCAUUCAAAGACGUUGUUAUGAUAUGUCGUAAUCUACGCUCAUCACGAGGUGAGGUAAUGUUGCUGUAAUGUUUUGUAAGACACACAAGCACCAGACUUGUGUGCACCAACAGGCUUUUGUUGCAGGUUUGAAUUAUGGCACAACAGGCACACUAAUUCCUAAUAUGGGCUACGGGCCAUAACCCACGCUGAGCUAAAACUCAACUUUCAACCCCCGACGUCACUUCCAAACCGCCCCAAACCUGCCCUCCCACCAGAACACUUACAUAUGUCUUAAAUGGCAUAUUAUGUCUACUAUCCUUGCUGAAAAAAACAACAUAUGCCAGCAUGGAAAUUAUGCUGGUCUAUGCUGGUCUGGAGACCAGCAUACCAGCACAAAAACACAACAUAUACACAACAUAUACUGGUCUUGGUGGUCAUGCUGGUAGCUGGUUGAUGCUGGUUUUAUCAGCAGGGACACUGGGAAAUCCAACUAUAAAAAUGAGUAUAGUAGUGUUAUUUAAUGUCUAGAGGGUUCAGAAACAUAUUUAGAAGGUUGGAAACACGUUUUUUGGUGUAGUCGCUAAAAAAAUAUUCAAUUAGUCAAUAAGGAAUCAUACUUUGCGGAAAUUCAGUUUGGAACCAAUUCACCAAUUAUCAUUUUUGUUAUUUGUCCAGUAGGACUUGAAAAGAGAGCUAUUCAAAAAUAGAUAUAUUUUACCAGGUGCCACAAAAUUAACAUUUUGCCUUCUCGGUACAAUGCGCUAUAAUGCUAGGUGUUAGCCUGUUAGCAUUGCUAGCAUGCUAAUGUUAGCAUACUGGCAUUUUGUGCUGUUUUCACGGGUAGACACAAAAAUAAACACUUACAAUUAUCAUGUUAGGACGAAGGAGUGACAUUGCUAACGAACACUAUCUACAGCAGUGGAUUCUGGGACUUGUAUCAGUCGCUUGCCAGUUGAGUCUAAGCCUUUAUGGCAGGGGUGUUCUCAGUGUGGCCUGGGAGCCAUUUUUGGGCAUUAGCAUAAGAAUUAUUAGUGAGCUGUAUUAAUGGAUAUUCCACUUUUUAAGAUGUCAGUGUUUGAUUACACCUGUGGUUCUCAAUUAUUUUUUGGUUCUGUCCCCCUCCACACACUCACACACACACACAUCCCGUACCCCAUAACCCCAUAAAAACUGUAUUAAAUUGCAUCUCUGAAUGAAAUGUACUGUAAAUGAAAUAGAUGAGCACCUUCGCAUCUAACUGCAGAAGCUGGUUUACAGUCCUCAUGCGUUGAGUUGGCACAGUCCUGGAGGCGAGUCUCAUUGCCUUUGCAGUGGAACUUCCUGAGAGAAAGCAGCCGUUUUUCCUCUUGUUUUCCAAACGCGCCAUAAAAAGGUGACGGGGGCCCACAGCCCAGCUCCCUGCAGACCAGGGUUUUAGCUGCAAGGUCAAAACCUUCCUCACACACCGCAGCCCAGCCUUGAUCUGUCUUAACCUCCACCUCGCCGGAACAAAGGUGGCCAUUGCCCACAAGCCUCAACGAGUCUGUAACAAAGCAGGAAGACAAGGUUUUGAGCAUAAAGCUAGUUUCAUGGAGAUGUUUUUAAUGAAUAGGUUAUAGUUUGUGGCAUUUCAGAGGAUACAAAGCUGCUUAGAAUGACAUUCCAUGCAGCCAUUCACCUGAGCAGACGACUUCCAUGAUGUCCGAAGUUGAAUUUCUUCCCUGCACUCUCCUGCGUGCUCCCAUGUGGUCGUCACACUCCAUCAGGGUGGAUUCCAAGCCACGGCACAAGAACUGGACCUCCCAUGCUGGUCGAUGGUCAUUGUUGCUUUUGUGUUGAAUGGAGACGAGAGAGCCACAGUCCAUUUGCCUGCAGACCACCUGUGCCACAUUGGCCAAUCUGCUUCUCUGGGGCACAGUCAGGAAUCGCCAUGUUUUCUGAUGUUUUAAUUCAAGCUGACCUGUGCAGUGGCUUUCUCCGUCCACCAAACGGGUAUCAUAAACUGAGAUAGGGAGAUACUACGGUUAGGUUGAAACUAGGGUUGUCAAACAAUUCAAAUAUAUUCAUUGCGAUUAAUUAAAUAUUGUUCAUAGUUAACUCAUAAGUAAUCACAGAUAAGUAGACGAUUUUGAGACGUACCUUACAAAGGUCCCAAGAACGGUCAGUUGUUUACAGAACUAGCACUGCACUCAACACUGUAGUUCAGUCACGCUAUAGCUUAUACUUCACUUCCAAACACUCUUUUACAGAGACAUAGACAAACAGAAAAACACCCUUUUUACACACACUUUAUCACCCCUUUGUUGGUCUGGUCUCUGGUGUCUUCAGUAACAUGGAAGUAUGACAACUUGGGUUUUAAUUGCAAGUCAUCUUUGAGAAACACAAGCACAAAUGUUAAUCACUAAUAAAUAAUAAUGAUGUUAAUAAAUUGAAUCUCAUUCAGCGCUAUGUGUGUGCUUGCUCGCUUACGUCUUUGCCACAUUGACAAAAGCCCCCAAAUAGUUGUCCUCUGCUAUGCCUGCCGGUAACUAGCAACUUGUAACCCGUAUUAGCAAAAAAGAAAGCAAGAAAAAGACUAUACAGAUUAUUCCAAAUCUCCUGGGGAAAAAAAAUCAGUGAAAUGGGGACCCCUACUGCUGGUGUAUCACAACACUGGAAAGCGUAGGAGUGUAGUACCAGCACAGCUGCCGAUGAGACGGCAGCUUAAAGUCAUGAAACAGAAUACUGAUGGGAAAUGUGGAAAAGGACUUUGUCUUUAAUUUUCUUUACUCACAGUUAGUCUGGCUUGGGUCCUGAUGUGGUGUUUUGAGACUGGAGAUUUCUGUCACCAGCAGAUCCAAAGUCAAAAAUGUCAGUAAAGACACGGUAACGCUAAAAAGCCACUGAGACAUGUUGGAAUUUGCUGGGAUUUCAUGUAAACACAGUGCUAAGACCCGAAGGUUGACACAUCAUUGACCAAAGGUCAUGUUGACCUUUUUUUUUUGCAAUGUGAACUUUGUCUCUCAGCUGCCCCUUUCCUGUUGUCCUAAUGCCUUUCUGAGUGCGCAACUACAAAUAUAUUGCAAAAUUCUGUCAGUAGACGUAUGAUUCCAAAGACCUGCAUGUAUUCAGUCUUCCUGCACAUGUUAAAACUUGUAUUGUAACGUGGUAUUAUGUAGGGCAACUGUUGGUCCUGUCCUUGACCGUCUACUGCUGACAACUAAACUAAACAUACUUGUUAGUCCAAAAUACAGUACACUUCAAAAAGACGUUUGUGUGUUUUCAAAGUGGCCACAGGAGGGCGAUAGAGGGUGAUAUCAUUUAUGUAUGUCCGUCACAGGCCACCGUACUGAUCCGCCAGUCAGCGGUGACGUUACGUGAAAUCCAACAAAUCAAAUAAUACCUCCUUUUUUACAGCACCCUACGAAAGAGCCCAAGGUGCUUCAGGAGUAUAAAGUAUUAUUUCUCUUGUUAUAGUGUGCAAAAUCAUUGUGAAACACGACGUCCAUCCGCGCUGUAACUUCCUGUUUGCACUUCCUGGUUUCGUCCGGAACAUGGCGCCGACGAUCCCAAUUACGCUGUGUCAAUCUGUUGGCAGCCAAGCUGAAGUAUUCUAGAGGGAAUGCCGUCUACUGUUUGUAAAACUAAGAGGCGUGAUUGUUGAAACUCUUUAUAGAAAAUGCUUGAGAAUAUAUUACAUGUAUAUUGCUUAAUUUUUUUAAGUUUUCAACGCUGUUGCAGGCAUGUGUUUGGCCAGUUAUGUGGGGCGGGUUGAGCGUGAACCAGGAAGUGCGGGGAUCUCGUGUGUGUGCGCGCGCGCGGGGGCGCGCUGUUCUGUCGUUGCUGGCUCGUCGAAAAAGAAAGUUGACCGGUGUUGUGCCGAGUUUUGCAUGCCUGCCGGUCAUCGCGGCGAAGGGCCAGCCUGUCGCGUGUGGUUCCGUUCUUCAGGGAGACGUCUCCGGAGGGGGGGCAAGCCCGGGAGGUGCUCAGAGACGUUGUUGGACGACUUCAUGCUGACCCAUCCCAUCUUCCUGACGGCAGACACCUUCCAGCAAGUUCUACUGCAGCAAUUUUCUGUGCAUGUGGGGGAGGGGCCAGGGCCAGGUGGUGAAAAGGAUGACAGAGAAGGAGGGGGCCUGGAUGCCGUGCACAGGAAGCGGGCGGUCCUCAGUGUUGCCUUCCGAUACCUCGACACGUACCGAGAACUCCUGCAAGAGGAGGGCGACAAGUUCCCCAAGGAGUUGUACGGGUGCGUGCUUCAGGAACUGAGUUGUCAUCCCGAGCUGGUGGACGACGUGGUCAAACUGCAACGCUGGACAGAAAUUUUACACUGCCCCUGUGACGAGGAGAAGGAAAGCAGAAGGAAGCAAGUGCGACCGCUCUUCAGACACUUUCGACGAAUCGACGCCUGUCUGCAGCCCAGGGAGGCGUUCAGAGGCUCUGAUGAGAUCUUCUGCAGGGUCUACACUCCCGAUCAUUCCUACGUCACCAUCCGCAGUCGCCUGUCCUGCCGUGUGGGAGACAUCCUGGCUCUGGUUCGAGAAAAGCUGCAGUACAGCGAUGAGCAGCCGCUUCUUCCCGGAAACCUCAUCCUGGUGGCGGUCACGUCGGCUGGAGAAAAGGCAGUGUUUCGGCCCAGUGACAAGGCCGUCUUCACCACUUUGGGGGUCAACACUCACCUGUUCACCUGUGAACCCUCUGAACUGGAGUCGCUGCUUCCUCUUCCCGAGGAGAUCCACUGGACACCCGGAGACAGCAAACUUCAUGACAUGUCAGCAGAGGAAGUGGCCAACCAGCUGGUGGCGUUUGACUGGGAGCUCUUCAGCUGCGUGCACGAGGUGGAGUUUGUGUGUUACGUGUUUCAUGGAGAGCAGUCCCGCUGGCGCCCCCUCAACCUGGAGCUGGUACUGCAGCGCUGCAGUGAGGUCCAGCACUGGGUUGCCACCGAGAUCCUGCAGUGUCACUCCCUGCCAAAACGAGUCCAACUGCUCCGCAAGUUCAUCAAGAUCGCAGCGCUCUGUAAACAGCAGCAGGACCUUCUGUCCUUCCUCGCUGUGCUGCUCGGCCUCGACAACCCCGCCCUCAGCAGACUGCGGCUUACCUGGGAGGGUCUUCCAGGGAAGUUCCGGAAACAGUUUCAGCAGUUUGAAAGCAUUGCUGAUCCUUCCAGAAACCACAAGUCCUACAGAGACCUGAUCACCAGUCUGAGACCUCCACUCAUCCCCUUCACUCCUCUGCUGCUUAAAGAUUUGACUUUUCUUCAUGAGAGUUGUAAGACUUUUCACGGCCAGCUGGUCAAUUUUGACAAGAUGCACAAAGUUGCCGACAUGGUGCGAAGCAUACGAAGAUACCGUAGUGGACAGCUGGCCAUGGAUAUGGAGACGUCGCCAUCCCACCUGCAGACCAAAGCGUACGUGCGACAGCUGCAGGUGAUCGACAACCAGAACCAUCUCUUCGACCUGUCCUGCAAACUGGAGCCCAGAGACACGUAGAGAUGCCAGGACGCGUCCCACCUCCUCUUCCUCCCUCUCAGCGAACACGUUAAAAGCUUCUUAACAGGCAGCCAAUCAGGCGAAGCUCGGCAGCCAUCUUGUCUCCUUCCUGACCACAGACGACAUGUAGUCGCAGUUUGACCUCCACCCAGCUGAUGAGGUGAGCCUAGUGAUGGAUGAUUUAUCUCUUCAAAGGUCAACCUCUGACCUCAGGGGCGUGUCUUUCUUCUUAAUGAAUGAGGAGGACAGCAGAGAAGUAAACAAAUGUUUAGUCAUUUCUGUCUGGGAAGGUGUACUGUGACACUCUAUGGGUGGCGCUUGUGCAAUAACAGGAGGCGAUGCACGUCUGGUGUCAACCAAGCAUGUCGACGACGCUCAGGGCUCCCAGGUUUUGUGUACUUUUUGUGAUGAUGAUUAAGACUUAUUUUUCUUCUUUCCCUUGUUGUCUUUGGAUCAUUUCGAUCAACAAAGACAGAGGGAUAUUUUUUUAAACGUUGUCUCAUUGCAACGCUAAAUGACAUCACACGUCUGCUAGUUGACACCUGGCGGGGCUCUGCUGCGGCCAGUCCUGGAUUCAAGUCAUUCAUUUCCAAAUAUCAAACAGGCGUCUCAAAAGAUGACAAAAUUCCAAUUACAAAAUACACAUGACACAGGGUAUGAAUGUUGGGCCGCGCGGCGGAUGAGUGUUUAGCAUGUAGGCCACACAGCGAGAAGAUCCGGCUUUGAUUUUCUGCUCGGGCAUCUUUUUGUGGAGUUAGCAUGUUCUCCCUGUGCAUGGCUUUUCUCCGGGUAAUCCGCUUUCCUCCCCAGUUCCAAAAACAUGCUAGCUGUUAGCUUGAUCGGCCACUCCAAAUUGUCCAUAGGUAUGAAUGUGGGUGGGAACGGUUGUUUGUCGAUACGUGCCCUGUGAUCGGCCGGCCACCGGUACAGGGUGUACCCCGCCUCUCGCCCCCAAAGACAGCCGGGAUAGACUCCAGCAUACCCCCACCACUAUAGUGAGGAUAAGCGGUGUAAAAAACGGAUGGCCGGACAGUAUGAACUGUUUAAUCUUCCGAGUCCAUGAAUGAAAGAAAUGAAUCAGUAGAUGAAUUUACCCGCUGACUAAAAUAUCUGUCGGCGAGCCAGGGCUGAUAGUGAGUAACAGCGCCUCCCGUAUGCUCAAAGUGUUAACCAAUUAGCGUUGUCAUAUCGAAACAAGAUCGGCCUCCUUGUGUUUUCAGAUCGAUUUAGAAGAAGUAUUUUGACCUGUUAGCAUCACAGGUAGUCUCAGGAAACUCGCUGGGUGUUGAAGCCUCCUGCCGGACAACAUACAAACAUUCAAAGUAGACGUGAACGGCUGGUCUUUGCUGUAAAACUCAGGCGUGUCCGUUUGUAAAGGUCGCGUAUGGAGUGGCUGACCUUGAAACAUGUACAUAGUGUGAGUGUGUAAAUACUUCCAAACGAAAGGAGAAUCUAUUUUAAAGAUGUUUGUUUCACGUAGAGAUGAGAUUUUAUUCACGUGUGUUGUUUACAUUGUGCCAAACCGUGAGCCAUGACAAGUAAAGAUCCACGUUAGCAUGACGAUGGUAUUUGUCAAGGGUCGAGGAGCGAGCUACACGAGCUGGCAGUGCUGUAGCAUUUGCGCUUUCAGUUGUGAACUUGUAACUUUGUUCUCUGAAAUGUAACCAAGAAUUUGUAUGCUUUAAAAGUAUGGAGACAACCACCAAUAUUUUUCCAACCUUUUUCUUUGUAAUGAUUUGGCACUUUAAGAUGGCAUUCCUAUUUUGAAACGAUGCAUCACAAUGUUGUUUCCUGCAGUUGCUGAAAUAAACCUGAUGAAGGCGACAUUGUGCUCUUCCAUUGUGUCAUCACGCCCGGCAUCACACGAUGUGUGUGAUGGACGGAAAUCACCCCCUGGAGUGAGGCGUGUAGGGCCGAGUGCCCACGCCUCCUCCAAGGGGCACCAGGGAAUGCACUCGCCCCAUCCAGUAGGGAAUGUCACUCCCGAGGGACAAAUCUCCUGUGUUGGAUCAUGUGAGUACGGGCGCGGCGCGUCCCGUAUGGCACCGAUGUCCAACCCCCUUCAGUCGGGUCCAUAUCGGUACACAGAAUUAUAAUUUGUAUAUAUUUUUUCAUAUUUGAGUGUUUUGUAUUUUGUCCCUUUUAAUUUGAGAUGUGUAUAUGUGUGCAUAUGUGUCUUUUUCUUCUUUUCUUUCUGCUUUUCCCUUCAGGGGUCGCCACGGCAAAUCAGCCGCCUCCAUCCAACCCUGUCUUUCGCAUGUGUCUUUCUCACACCCGCUACCCUCAUGUCCUCCUUCACUACAUCCAUAAAGCUCCUCUUUGGCCGGCAGAAUCCUUCUACCGAUAUAUUGACUAUCUCUACUCUCUCUGUCCCAACCAUCUCAGUCUGUCCUCUCUGACUUUAUGUCCAAGGUCUCUAACAUGUAAUGUCUUUCAGAUGAACUUGUUCACGAUCCUAUCCAUCCCAACGAGAACGUCAGCAUCCUCAUAUCUGCACCGGGGGUGGGGGGGUGUAGCGGCAAAGGUGUUUGAUGAGCGCAAUGCAUAAUUGUGUCUUUGGAUGCAGGAGUGCGUGGCCUCUGAUGUUUCCCCCUCCAGAUUUACAAAGACACAAUGCAGCUCCCUCCGACCUUCUCUGUACUUCUCUAUGAACAUUCUCAAAGCAAUACAGCAUCUGUAGUACUCUUUUUUAUUUUUUGGCAUGAAACCCUACUGCUGCUCCCACAUGGUGACCUCUGCCCUUAGCCUAGCUUCAAGUAGUCUAUGCCAUAACUACCAUCUGGUGCCUUCCUACUCUUCAUCUCUUUUUUCUCACUUCCUCUUUACCAAUGUUUGGUACUUCCAGGUCCACAGCAGAUACCUCUUCUACUCUUCCUUCUUUCUUGUUUUCCUCAUUCAUCGACUUUUGAAAUGUUUUUUGUCCAUCCUCCCAACCCAUAACCGGCAUCUGUCAGUACACUUCCAUUCCUAUCCUUGACCACUCUAACCUGCCGCACGCCCUUCCCGUGUCCGUCUCUCUGCCUCGCCAACCUGUAGGGAUCCAUCUCUCCCUCCUUACUGUUCAAGCUGUUCAUAGACCUCUUGUUUUGGCUUUCCUACCUCUACUUUCACCUUAGCAUUCAUCUCUCUGUACUCCCCCUCUACUCUCUUCAGUCUUCUCCAUGUCCCACUUGUUCUUAGGUAACCUUUUUGGCCGUAUACACUCCCGCACCUCCUCAUUCAUGGUCCAGUCAUCCAGGAAGCACCUCCCGACCAUCCAGAGCGUGUCACAAUUUCUGCCUAAAAGUCCUAUAACACUUUUGUUUCAGAUUUGAGCAUUUGGUCAUCUGCUCUGCCUUUGCCCUCUCGGUCUUCCUCACCGUGAGGGUUCUUCUACACACCACCGUCUUAUGCCGUCUGGCUACACUUUGACCUCCCACUACUUUGCAGUCACGAUCUCCUUCAGAUGACAGCGUCUACACAAGAUGUAGUCUACCCGUGGACUCCUACCCCCGCUCUUACAGGUCACGCUAUAUUCUUCUCUCUUCCGGAAGAAAGCAUUCACUACAGCCAUUUCCAUCCUUUUGGCAAAGUCCACCACCAUCUGUCCUUCUGCGUUCCUCUCCCGAAUAGCUAACCUGCCCAUCACCUCUUCAUCAUCUGUAUGUCCUGCACAAACAGGUCCAUUCAAGGUUGCCCCGAUGACAACUCCUUCCCUUCCAGGAAUGCUCUGUAAGACUUCAUCGGCGUCCAGCCAGUUUUUCUCUUUUUCCUCCAACUCCCAUCCCGGUCAUGGGACAUACCCGCUAACAACAUUGAACAGCGCACCUUCAUUUUUCAUCGUCAGACUCAUCACCCUAUCUGACAGUGUUUUUACCUUCCCAAGCAACUCCUCCUACUCCAUUGGUCUUCCAUCUCAACGAUGAUGGAACAAGUUGAACUCCGCCCCUAUAGGCAGUCAGACUAGACAGUUUGUUCCAUCAGAGGUGGCCAGAGGUUACAAACAUUCAUUCAUUUCCGGUUGGUAGAUUGUUGAGUUGAGGGAUUAGCAACCAUUAAAGAUACAAGAAAUCAUUCCGAUUGCCAUGAUGAUGGCUGUCUGUCUUAACCAUAGCGGUCGGAAUUCUUAUAUUUUAGCAUUAGGUCAGUCGAUUUGAAGAAAUGGAGUAUUUUCAAUGGUGUUUUCAUGUCAACAGGUCCUGAUUAACCCGGGAAAUGUUGUUUCACCUGGCAAAGUCCUGAUGUUUGUAUAACUAUGCUUCUGUACUGUCUUUCGCAGUUAAUUUCUUCUCUUCACCUGUGUGCCAACAUAAAUUAUCAGUUGGAUAUUGUA